UUUAACAAAAUGGUUGCGGGUUGUAUCAAAAAUGUCUUGUGUGUCCUCAGUAGGUGUACUAUAAAGCGUAGAAGUAAUAUUUCUUACCGCGCUAGCUCUAGUGCACUCUAUGUUGAAUUUGGGAUGCAGCCUAGCUAGCUUUUCUGAGCGUACACUCUGCACUGUGUUUUAAAUUGUACCUUAGGUAGCAUUUAAAGCUAAUUCCUACUGAAAAGUUAGAAAGUUAGCUAACUAGUUAGCAUGCCAGAGAGAUACAUUAGCGGUCUUAGCGUGAAUGCGUAUAAUCUUCUCACCUUUUUAUUGCGAUGUAUUUGUACUUAAGUGCAGAUAACAUUAGAUAGUUAGCUCCACAGUUAGGACACAAUCGAUGACAGCUUUGCCGGAGGCUUGUGGUUUCUAUAGAAACGGCUGCAGGAUCCAAUAUGUGAAGGACAAAAAGAGGACAUUUCUGGUUUUGGUCAGUUUGAGAUUUUAAAAAUUAUUUUAAAGCGCAAUCAUGGUGCUGAAGAUUUUCUUCCCACGAUGCUGCAACAUGGCCGACAGCGGUCUGCUCGUGGGGCGCUGGAUCCCGGGCCAUGACUCGGCCGUGGUGCUCGCCGUCAUUCACUACCCCUUCAUACCUGGCCAUGUGAAGAAGUACCUGAGCGAGCUGCGCAGCCAGAUUCAGGUGGAUCUGACCGUUCUGGGGUCAUGGAGCUUAUCCAAGGACGGCCAGAAGGAAAUGGACGGCUUCUUGAAGGACCUCAGCACCAUCUUCCCUCACUCGCGCUGGCUGCAGCUGAGCCGUGAACCCGGCAAGAAAGGCUUUGCUUGUGAGGUGGUGCGCAAAAACGGACACGCACCACCAAGCGGUGAGGAAGACAAAAUCAUCUUCGUUCAUUACGAUCAGAGGAAGGUCAUGCUUUCACAGCUUCAUCCUAUCCAUGAAAACGGUGCUGAUGUGGAGUCUUCAGAGCUACGUGCGGUUUUCCACACGGUUUCCCAGAGCGAGCCGCUGUUCCUCCUCGACAAGUAUGAUGACGGGCCACUGAAGCUGACCCACUGGCAGUCGGACGGCAGGGAGGCGAGCAUCAUCGUGGAAUUGAUCAAGCAAGUCUCUGUCCCUGUCUGCAUUCUCCUUACCUCGCUGGUGUGUUGGUGGAAAUGGCUGUGGAGCUUCAGGGUCCUGAAUAUUUGGCCGGUUCCCUUCAUUUCGAGCAAGUUGUCCACCUGUGUUCAGGCAGGAUACAGGACGGAUCAUUUUCAAACCGUCUUCUCGACCAGGAAAGCCACGACUCACAUGGACUUCAUGAAGAAGGCGAACAUGUUUGUGUCCUUCUUUGUGGACAUAGCUCUGGGACUGCUGCUGAUCUCGUGGCUCUACAGAGAGAACCGUAUCAGCCAGCUUGCUAACACCUUAGUGCCAGCUGCUGAUCACGUAGCAAAGGAGCUGCAGGAGCUGCUGGAGUGGCUCAUGGGCGCCCCCGCAGGACUGAAGAUGAAUCGUGCUCUAGAUGAGGUUCUGGGGAGAUUCUUCCUCUACCACAUCCAUCUGUGGAUCAGCUACAUCCGUCUGAUGUCUCCCUUUAUUGAAAUGAUCCUGUGGUACGUUGGACUAUCCGCCUGCCUGGGCUUGACCUUUGCACUUUCCGUGCUGUCGGACAUUGUGGCGCUUCUGACCUUCCACAUCUACUGCUUUUAUGUGUAUGGAGCCAGGCUCUACUGUCUGAAGAUCUACGGCCUGUCGUCCCUCUGGAGGCUUUUCCGUGGAAAAAAGUGGAACGUCCUGAGACAACGUGUGGACUCUUGCUCCUAUGACCUGGACCAGUUGUUUCUCGGGACUCUGCUCUUCACCAUCCUGUUGUUUCUGCUCCCCACCACUGCUCUGUAUUACCUGGUCUUCACCCUGCUGCGGUUGGUGGUGGUGAUGUUUCAAGGUCUGAUCCACCUCAGUGUAGACUUCAUCAACUCCUUCCCUCUGUUCGCCAUGGGGCUGCGCAUCUGCAGGCCAUACAGACUGUCUGAGGGAGUGAAAUUCUGCGUGCUGCAUGAAGAACCCGGUGCUCCACUUCACCUACUGAUGGAGAUUAACCCUCUGCAGUGCAGUUCGGUGCUGCAGUGUUACCGCACCGAGACAUCCGGCUGCUCGUCCAGAGACUCGUGGCUCGCUUUGUGUAAGAAGCUUUUUGUAGGAGAGCUCAUUUACCCCUGGAGGCAGAAAACCACCAAGACUGACUGAAACACACCUGAAACUCUCAUGAGGUCUACUACAACUCCCCACAACCCCACAACCCUAUGACCAGCCUGAUGACACAUCAACUUCCUGCACUCGCUGUGUAAGAUGGAAUCGAAGGUGUCUCUGUUUUUUGUUUUUUUGUUUUUUUUUGUUUGGUUUACUGAACUGAAUUAACUUUCUCUCAUGGUCCGGGAUUUCUCACUACUGGUUAAUAUUUUACAGGCACUACUGAUUAGUAUCUUAAUCCUAGUCUUAAUAAAUACUAAGAAAAAUCAAGAACUUGAUUAUUUUUAUUAACUUAUUGAUUAGUUGUUGAUUAUACACAAUUUUGUUACAUUUCAUGAUGUUUUAUUUUUCAGAAUAUUAAAGGUGCCAUUUUUAGUGAUCAGCAGUUCUGAUAGACAUUUUCACAUCUACACCAAGAAAUGAAUAAAAAUUCUCAGCCUCUUCAUUGUACGGAUCAAAAUCUGAAAUAAUAAGGUAGUGAUUUAGUGAUUAUGAGGCUUGUCUGUAUCAGCUGAACAAAGAAUAGACCUGUACUGAUUCGUUCAUUUUAGUGAUUCAUUCAAACAGAACGAAUCAUUUAUAAAUGAAUCAUUUAUACUUCAGGUGCAGUUUACACUGAACAUCGCACACUGCCAUACAUAAACAUCCUCCUUUAUAGUUCACGACUUGUGCCAAGUUGUUUAAUUGUCUCUGUAGCUGUGUUAAUCAGAGAUGCAUUAGCAUAUUAAUUGAGCUGGAUGAAUCAGAUUGUACAUUUCUGUCGUCUCAAAUUUAAUUCCCUUGUGAUUUAUGUUUGCAAUAAAAAAAAACUCUCUUUGUAAAGUG
Messenger RNA from Ictalurus punctatus (channel catfish), 3046 nucleotides. It is a transcript of the gene pigq, whose product is annotated as phosphatidylinositol glycan anchor biosynthesis, class Q. The record is from RefSeq and is a predicted model, not a curated record. NCBI's taxonomy places the organism in Eukaryota, Metazoa, Chordata, Actinopteri, Siluriformes, Ictaluridae. The coding region runs from base 497 to 2218 and encodes 573 amino acids. Gene Ontology annotation, biological process: GPI anchor biosynthetic process. Gene Ontology annotation, cellular component: membrane; endoplasmic reticulum. The transcript has 11 exons.